AUGCCGGUAAUCAAUGUUAAAGAUGACCAAGACUUUAAAAAUCAACUAUCACUCGCAGGACCUAAACCAAUCAUCGUAGAUUUCACUGCGGUAUGGUGUGGUCCAUGCAAAAUGAUUGCACCUGCAUUUGAGGCGUUUUCGAAUCAAUAUCUCGGAGCCAUUUUUUUGAAAGUCGACGUCGAUGUGUGUGAGGAAACAACCGCUAAUCAUGGAGUGACUUCCAUGCCCACAUUUAUGGUCUUUCUGAAUGGAAACAAGAUGGAGACGAUGAAAGGUGCAAACAAAGAAGGAUUGGAACAAAUGGUCAAAAAAUUCGCAGAUAACUCAGCGAGUGGUUCCCUUGUCGACGGUCAAAGCGAUCUUACCACGCUUGUUGACAAGAAGCAAAUGGAGAGUUUGAAUGGAUGCGAUGAUACUCCACUUGAUCGAUUCCUCGAAGGAAACUGCAACUUGGUUUCUGACUGCGAUGAGCAGCUCAUUGUCUCUCUCCCAUUUAAUCAGCCCGUGAAGGUUCAUUCUAUUUUGAUCAAAGGUGUUAGCGACCGUUCUCCAAAGAAGGUCAAAGUUUUCAUCAAUCUUCCCAAAACAAUUGAUUUUGACAACGCCGCUGGUCUCGAGCCAACUCAGCUCCUCGAAUUUGAUGAUACCGCCACCAAAGGGGAAGGUCAGAUCAUACCGCUGAAAUACGUCAAAUUCCAGAAUGUCCAAAACAUUCAAUUCUUCAUUGAAGACAAUAUUGGAGGAGGAGAUGUCACUGAGCUCGUCAAAUUGACUGUCUUUGGAACUGCGUUGUCAGCAAUGAACAUGAACGAGUUCAAAAGAGUUGCCGGUAAAGCUGGAGAUGCACAUUAA
Molecule: messenger RNA, 852 nt
Organism: Caenorhabditis remanei
Lineage: Eukaryota; Metazoa; Nematoda; Chromadorea; Rhabditida; Rhabditidae
Exons: 3
Coding region: 1-852 (283 amino acids)
Source: RefSeq, a predicted model, not a curated record